Molecule: messenger RNA, 309 nt
Organism: Sclerotinia sclerotiorum 1980 UF-70
Lineage: Eukaryota; Fungi; Ascomycota; Leotiomycetes; Helotiales; Sclerotiniaceae
Exons: 1
Coding region: 1-309 (102 amino acids)
Source: RefSeq, a predicted model, not a curated record
AUGGCUGAAUAUAUCCACUACUCCUGCGGGACAAUUGAUCAGAAGAAGGUUACCGAAAACAAGCGUGCAGAGCUGGAGUGGUGGAUUGAAGGGAUAUUAAGGGAAGAUAGCGAUUCUUUUGAGUUGGAAGAAGAGAGGAAGAGAGUAAUCAUUGCACCCAUCCAAAAGAUGAUUGUGAGACGACAUUCUGGGAGAAAUGGAGGAUGUUUUCCUUCAUUGAUAGACAUCGUAAAUGGCUCGAGAAGGAAGAGACGGAGAGAUUUUGUGACGAUUGUGGUUCUGCUCACUAUUGUCUGUCCAAAAGUGUAA